AUGGCGAAAUCGAGCGCAGACGAUGCGGAGCUCAGAAAGGCGUGCGAGGCCGCCAUAGAGGGCGGCGGGAGCAAGGAGACUGUCGUGCUGUCGAUCAGAGUCGCCAAGAGCCGUGGCGUCUGGGGCAAGGCCGGCCGGCUUGGCCGCCACAUGGCCAAACCAAGGGUUCUCGCCGUCACCAGUAUGCACGCAUUCUUUCCCUUUUCCUCGCCUCCCCGGGGCUCAGUUCUGGUCGUUGAUCCCGUCUCCGAUGAUCACGAGCAUCACGGCCUCCUCAUAUUUUUGUCCCGCCGCGCCUCACCGGAUCUCUCGACGGCGUUACCGGGCACAUUCGUUUUUCCUUUCACUGCGUAUUUUGACCGUUGAAUCGGCCACCUGAAAGGCCGUAGGCACUCUUGAUCCCGUGAAUACUUUAUAACAUUUCGGUCUCCGGUUAAUUCGGGAUCGCAGAAUUGAACUGAUUACGCUGCCGAGUUCACCGGGGAAAGUAUCAAUGGGAAUUCCGGCCAUAGUAAAGGUGACAAAGUGGUCGGCAGUAUUACUUGAAAACCUGAUUUUGCCUCGGGCAGGUGACAGUUGAGUUAGCAUUGAAUUCGAAGACGAAGCAGCCAGAUGCAGCUGACCUUUAGACAGGUUUUCUGUGACAGAAGUUUUAGUUAGCUUGCAUGUGCAAGGAGGUUUCCGUCGUGCUAGUCUGUUACUGGGAAGCACGGUUCCUUAUUUCUUACGAAACUAGUGCAGCAUAAAAACUGAUCCUCUGGUUGAUCAGACACCCGACCCAACUUCGAUUAAUUUCUACAUUCUCCAUGGUGAAGUUAGUGGGAGUCAUAUGGUGGAAGCAUGCCUCAUUGCGUUCUGGGAAAAUGGUGGGACGAGCUUCUGUCUCUGCGGUCGUUUGAUGCGUUAGUGUGGCCAUUUCUUGUGCAAUCUUGAAGGCCCAGUAUCACAUCGUGCGGAUCAAAACAGGAGAUCAAUUCUAUCAGUGUGAAGCUUCCUUUAGAAACGAUCAGGUUGUCACUAGAAGAGGCUGGUAUCUUGUUGUAGCUCGGUGGUCUCCAAGGAAAGUUUACCACUAGGGGAGUAUAUCACUUCAUCAGGGAAUACUUUAAUAUACUGUUACGUGGUAGCUUCUAAGUGCCAGAGUUAGAGAGAUCAUUCAAGCUUACAGAGAUAGCGAAUGGUAGAAUAUUAUGCUGCAAAGGUGUCCCGAGGACCAUAUUCUUGGAUUAUUUUAUUAGAACCCGGCAAAAAUAUUUGUUUUAUGUAUAGAUUCAAAAAAGACUGGGGAUAAAAUGAUGAUGAUAACCAAGGGCUAAAAAACUCAUUAAUUGUAAACUUCUCGUUCUGGUCUUGUGUUGUUUUUCUAAUUUGAUCCUUUAUUUGCCUUAGUAGCCGAAUUUUCUUCUAAACUAAAGUUCUUCUUGUCAUAUAUACACUGAUUUUAUCUUCAAACUGCUAUUUAUAGACAAAUUAUCAUGAACAUGAUAUCCGAUGCGUCAUUCAAUGACACAAGUACAUUCAGUUUUAUAUUUCAAUCACCAUAUAACAUCAUCUUCAGAAACCUGGAAAUUUUUAUGGCUUAGACUACCUCAAACUGUCGAAGAAUAAUCAUAUGGGAAGAAUUUGCAUCCUUGGAAACGAUUAUGAAUUUCUUCAGUUUUGUGUUAAGAUUUUUAUUCUUUUUCAUUAGUCUGCACGAUGGGUUUUAAAAGCACCAGUUGAUCGGCUUGCUUCUAGUGUUGCAUAUAAAUAUCUGAAAGAUGGAACAUUCAUAACCUUGUUUUGUAGACAGGCUUAUGUGAUGCUUAUUGAAACUCCUAUCUGAUAGUAGUAUUUUUUAAACAAGGUUACCCUAUCAUAUACUUAGGUUUCAUGUCAAUACCAAACGGGUGACAGAUUCUGACACCCGAUUUGUUAUUCGACCAUCUUCGGAUUAAAAUCAAACGUUUCCCCUGUACAUCUCUAGAAGCCAUGUACCUGAAAAUAAACCUGUAUUGAUUAUACUAUGGCAUCAAAUAGUUCUGACCGGUAAUUGUUCAUGCAGCCAGAUACUCUUCCAAAACCCAAAGAACAAAAGCUUUCCUCCAUGUCUUAAAAUAUUCAUCUGGAGGUGUGCUUGAGGUACCUUUUUCUUACCAAUUAAGAUCUAUUUAACACAAUUUUAUUUAUAUUUUUUUCGAAACACAUAAAAUUUUGGAUUGACGGUUGCUCGCAAUUACUGUUUCUAUCAAUGUUCACUUUCAUAUGCCGAUGAAUAUAUCGAAUUUAUUUUUUGCAAAAUAAAGAAAAUAUCUGGAUCCUGAAGAAUGUGAAAAAAUUGGCAAUGCAAUGCCAUCUGAUCAGUAAAAUAUCGGAGGCAGUUGCCCACAGUACUAAUGGAUUUCAACAAUAAAAAAGGAUCAUUUUAACUUGUUGAUGCUCAACCCUGAUUGCUCCAUUCUAAAAGAACUGUAUAUCUAGAUUCUGCAUGCAUAUCUUUUCUGUGCCCCCCUUAGCAUCAACAGCAAAACUUCGUGUCAGUAGGUCAAUUGUUAUUUAUCACUAACAUACUUCCUGCGGUUGAAUGUGCAGCCAGCAAAACUUUAUAAGCUAAAGCAUCUCACCAAAGUGGAAGUUUUUCCAAAUGAUCCCAGUGGUUGUACAUUCAUGCUGGUAAUAUUUUAGAUUCUUGUUUACCAUCACUAUUUCUCUAUGUGAAGAAGAAUUUUGUCUUAUUCAAAGACUUUUAGGGUGAAAGGCCAUAAUUUACCUUUCAGAUAACUGGCAGAUUCCCGACCAUCCUCUCACUGUUGUGUGGCUCUUGCAGGGCUUUGAUAACCUCCGGAGUCAAAGUGUCGCUCCCUCACAAUGGACCAUGAGAAACAUAGAUGACCGGUGAGAGUUAGUUGAGAGAUAUGACUUCUUAUAUGCUUGGUGCACAAAUUAAUUGCAAGUGUACCUCUGUUUUCGGCUUACUAAUCCCAUUGCUCUUUUAUUGAGAAGAAGUGCCAUGUUUACAUAGCUAAGAUUCUUCACCUUUUUUUCCUCUAGGAAUCGUCUUCUUCUUUGCUUCUUACACAUCUGCAAAGAAGUAUUGGGUCACAUUCCCAAAUUUGUGGGCAUUGAUAUUGUGGAGAUGGCUCUCUGGGCGAAGGUGCACUUCUUUAUCCCUUCUGUUUUGUUAACAUUAUGUUAUCCUAGCAUUUACUGAAUACCAUUUCAGGCAUCGUUCAGUAGCUAAUUUGAUUUUUUUUGGAUUUUCUUCUCCUCACAUUAUAUGUUCAAGGAUAUCAAGACAUAAAAUGGAUCAUAGUUCGUUUCCUUCGUAGAAACUUCUCCUGUAAAAAAAUCUGGGACUGAAUGGAUCCAUUCUUUUUGAGGAAAAACCACAUUUCAUUCUCUCAUCAUCAUCCACCCACAGUUGGGGACGCAUCUUAUUCUGCCAUUCUGUUCACAUUCGUUUGGAAUCAGAAAAAUGUUUUGUGGAUUUGGAGUUAUAAAUUAUUUUUUUGUGCUUUUCAAUUUGUCCUUAAUGCAAAAGGUUGAUGGUUUUCAGAAAAUAAGAAAAUGUAGGUACUUAUUGACAGUUUUGACCCAAUCUUAAAAUUCAAUCAAGUACAAUCUUUCAGUCUUAUUCGUGUUUCACAAGUAAUGCUAGUAUCUUGUUUGAAAUCCUCAUGCAGCCAGAUAAAAUUUAAUGACUUUCUGACUAAAAACAGGUAAUCUAUCACGCUUGUUGGUUGAUUGGAAGCCUAGUGGGUUAUUUCUAUAUCGAUAUUAAAAUCUUUUGGACGUUCUUUUCUUAGGAAGAGUCAUCAUUAUACUGCGUUUAUAAAAAAAUUUCCUUGGCAGCGCAUCAUAUUACAUUAUUUCAAAAUGUAUUGCAAUUCUAGUAUUACGUUAACAGUUUUGGAUGACCGUUAUUUUGAAAAUUUUAUCCAGGAAAAUAAACCCUCUGUUACUGCUCAAGUCAAGGCAGAAGAUGGACCGGCUGCAGCUCUGACAGCCCAAAUUGACUCAGAAGUGACUGUGGAGCAAGACCUUGUUUCACAAGCUGAGGAAGAGGACAUGGAAGCACUUCUUGGCACGUAGGUCUUAUUUUACAUCCCAUAUUUCAACAGUUUUCUUUGUUAUGAUUCAACUAUUUUGUGUUAGUCGGCUUGGCAAAACAUUUUAGAAGGUUUCCCCGAGCCAAUUUGCUCGUGGUUCAAUUUCAUAAAUUUAUACUUUGCUAAAUUCUAAUUGUUAGUGAUUAGACUAAGGUGUUAAUCUGAAUGUUGGCGUCUUGUCUCUAAUGUCAAUCAUGUUCUAGUUAAAUGGCUUACUUUUUUGUUUAUUACAAUUUCUCAUCUUCAACACAGUAGGGCUCUUGGCUUUAGAUUGAAAAUAGAUUGUCAUCUGUUGAAUUGGGCACAGUAUGAAUGUUUGUCUUGAAGGCAGUUGUCUAGAUGGAUGGACUACCUUUGUUAGUCGUAUAUGCGUGAGCAGUUUUGGCUUCUAUAGCUGUUGUAAACAUAUUGUUUAUCAAGUCUCGAAUUUACGUGAAGUAGUUAGUUGACUUGGCAUGUAAUACAUGUUAUUUGUUUGAAAGUAGCGCUCCUACUAAGCCCAAAAAGUAGGCAAGGUCCUGAGACAUAGUCAUCUAUAGUUUAGGCAAAUCUGAUAGUUGCCAUAUAAGUAGCGCUCCAGCUUCUUUGUUUGCCAUAUAACUCAAACACAGCGCUUCUUUCCAGAUUUGUCAUGGACAUUGGUGAAGCAGAGGCAUUUUCUGAAAGAUUGAAGCGAGAACUUCUUGCUUUGGAAGCAGCAAAUGUUCAUGCACUUCUGGAGAGCGAGCCUCUGAUAGAAGAGGUACGAAAUAAGUUCUUACAUGUGUAAAAAUUUCUCCAUGAUUUUCUUCCACGUAAGUAGCAGUACAUGUCACAAUACAUGAAUUUUGUGUAUAUUUCUCUUUAGCUCAUUAUUUUUCUGUACAGAAUUACUUUUUGUUCAAUUUUUUGUGCUCUCAUUUGAAUUUGAUACCCUCAUUAUUUCCUUGUUCUUUUCAACCCCUUGAAACGGACGUAUUUAGAUAGGUACAGUCGUUAACUCAUUUCACCAUGAAAACUAUGCAGGUAUUACAGGGACUAGAUGUAGCUACUGUCUGCGUCGAGGAUAUGGAGGAGUGGCUAAGUAUUUUUAACUUGAAGCUCAGACAUAUGAGGGAGGAUAUUGAAUCGGUACUGCCUUUACAUUUGAAUAAGGAUUUUCAUGUUGACGUUAGCAUUCUUCAAGUUUGUCGGCAUUACUUGAUUGAAGUAAAAGUUUAAACAUUCAUGCAGUUGGGUUAUUUUUUUGAGAAGUGUGAAUAAGAAAUCUUCGUUGGUCGGUAGUGUCUUCAGUGCGUUUUUAUUUGAACCUGCCCAAGUUGUGCUAAAUGACAUGAGGUGCAGGCACCUGCUAAAGUGGACAUAAAGGUAGGGCUGUGGUUAUAAUAGAGUGCAAGAAAAAAAAAACGGACAAUAUUGUAGAAUUUUUGGGAGUAGAUGGCAUUAGGACUAUGAAAAAUGUGGCAAGAUUGCAUAAAUGGGUAUUGUUAUGAAACUGCAGAAAUUGAGAGACAAUAUCACAAGAAGAAAAUAAAAUUGGAUAACUUUCUCUUUAUAAAAAAUAGAGAAAAGCAUGAUGUUACUGGUCAUAUUAUUACUGUGAUAGCCUUGAGGGGAGCGCUAAUUAAGAGGAGAUCAAAGUAAAAGAUGUGCAUACAGCUAUCUUAAUGAUGAAAUAGAGCACCUUGCUUCGAAAUACAAUUUUUUUACUAAGAGCCUAAUUAGCAAAGGAUGCAUACUUUUAGGGCUGGUAAGGGGUUAUGCAUUCGCAACUUUUUUCUCGAAAUAGGCUAUCGACUGUAGAAAUAUCUCGUUUUAAAUGCCUGCUAGCUUAAACAUAUUCAGCCAGUUCAGGGCUUGCUGGUAUUCUUACUUAUAUGGUUGAUGUAGCUGCGUUGAUGACAUGGCCAACAUUAGGUUUAUUGAGUUAUUUUUACACAAAACAGUCUUAUUUGUUGGGUCCCUUUCAAGUUGUGUUUUCUGAUUGCUUCAGGGGAACUGGGUUGUGUCCCUUCCUAUGUUUAUGACUAACGUCACAAGCAAAUGAUCCCUCUUGCUUUUCUCAGGUGUAAAGUGGUAGAAGGUUGCGACGUGUAUAAUGCAGCCUCCCAUUAACACUCAGCGAGAUGUUCCCCUUGACUUUAUACAUCCAAUCUGAUAACGUGGUGGCGACUGUGUAGAACGAAAAUUAUGUUGAUUUAGUUCAUAAUGAGUUCAUAAUUAGUCCACAAUCCGGGGCAUCUCAUGAAUUUUGGUAGCUUUACAUCCUGUGGUAUUGCACAUUUCCAUUUUUCUCACACAAGUUAGUGGGGUCGUUUUUUUUUUUUUUUUGCAUAAAUUACGUGAUGUUUUCCGCAACGUAUGUUUCUUUCAUACUAGACUAUAAUUUUUAGCGUACCAAUUAUGUUAUGUCUGCAUUUUUGUAGAAUUAUCGCAUUUCCUUGUUGAUAAUUCCAGAUAGAAUCCCGAAACAACAAGUUGGAGAUGCAAUCUGUGAACAACGAAGCACUUAUUCAGGAGCUUGACAAGUUACUUGAACGUUUGCGUAUUCCUAAUGAGGUAUUUUCUUUGGACAACACAGUUCAAAUUUAUAUGAGCCAGUCAUGGUGGAGCUGUUUUUCUUUCGUGACAUGUUUAUAUUUCAUGAUAUAAAGGAGAUAGGGAUGUAAGAUGUCAUGGCGAUACAUUAGCCUCAGGUCUGAUUAAAAUUUCAUUAUCCCAUGCCGUCUGAUACCUGUAAACUACAAGCUUGUGCUUGUCCCAUAGAAUUAAUGGUAUGGAGACAAUGUUGGACUGUCUGAUAAUUUCCCGUUUAUCUUGUUUCUUCAUGCCAUCUGUCAUAUACAAGUCCCACGAUUGUGAUUAACAUACCUAUAAACUAUUGGUAGGCAUCUGUUCACGUGUCCAAAAUGUUACUUGUUUGGAUUGCUACCUAUUUCCGAAUUUGACGACGGUCUCAUCUGAGGCAAUAUUUCAGACCGAAAUAAGCUUCAUGAUUUCAGUUCUUUGUGUUGUCACUUACCACUUAUAUCCUUGUGUGGAGGGGCAUGUCUUUUAUUUUAUCUAUGUUGAUGGCAGUUUGCAGCAUUUCUAACUGGAGGAUCAUUCGAUGAAGCACGUAUGAUCAAGAAUGUUGAAGCUUGCGAAUGGCUAACUGGUGCAAUACGUGCUCUUGAAGUCCCGCAUUUGGACCCUUGCUAUGCAAAUAUGCGUGCUGUAUGUCUGCUGUCUUCCUUUAUAGUUAAAUUAGAAAAUUAUGCCUGGGGGAUCUGCAUUUCAAAAAAGUUAUGCUCCUGUUUAGAUAAUGGCGGCAUUGAAGCUACUUUAUUUUUCUUGUAAAAGUGUGAUCGAAAAAGUUUCUUCCGGAGGUUGAUGUAUAAACUCCUGCAGGUCAAGGAAAAACGUACAGAACUCGAAAAAUUGAAGAGUACAUUUGUUAAGCUGGCAACAGAAUUUUUGAGGGCCUACUUUGCCAGCUUAGUUGAUUUUAUGAUCUCAGACAAGAGCUAUUUUUCUCAGGUAGAUCUUGGUCCAGUUUUGUUUAGUUGUUAGCAUGUUUAAACUUUUUUCUGUAAUUGCUGAUUCAUUGCUAUUUCUUUGGAUGCAUUCAGCGAGGUCAGUUAAAGAGGCCUGAUCAUGCUGACCUGAGAUAUAAGUGUAGGACUUACGCACGGCUUUUGCAACAUUUGAAGGUUGCUACGUUUUUAUCAUCCUUGAUACUGUAAUUGCCUCUUCUCUUUUGGCUGACUUUCCUUAUUUACUGUAAAUGUUCAGAGUCUUGACAAUACUUGCUUGGGUCCUUUGAGGCAAGCUUACUGUCGUUCUCUUAAUCUUCUACUUCGUAGAGAGGUCAGUGAUAAACACCCCUGAUCUGUUCUUUUGGUGCGUUUAGUAGAUUAUUUUACCUUAAAACGUCCUUUCGUUUCUGCUUUAUGCACAUUUGACGUUUGUUUGUAUUGCUUGUAAAAUAUAUGGACAAUUAGAGUUGCCUCUGAUUUUGACAAGGGGACGGGAGUCUCCUGCUCAUCCUUGCCCCCUUAUUUUCUUGUUUGAAGAAAGGCUGCACCGAGAAAUUCGUUGGUAUCCUUCAAAAAUACCAUUCUCACCCUAGGCUUUAAGCUCCACAGGACAACCUGUGACAAAAUGUGCCAUAGUUUCAAGUCGGUACAUUAUCUACUUAGCCAUUAGCCUUUGAACCAAACAGUAAGAUAUGCCCGAAAACUUGAACCUAUCAUUCUGUCAACUUCUUAGUCCUAUAGGUUAUUUUAAAAAUAGAAGGAGAUUAUCAGGGUUAACAUUCGUCUCCCCCCGCCCCCCCCUACGUGGAGAUGGGCUUGGGCAUUACACCAUGGGAUAUACUUUUGGCCGACCUGACCUAUAUUUUAAAAAAUUCUUUAACCCAUUGUGAUAGCGAGUUAUUGAAUUCAUAUUCUGAUAGACACUAAAGCUCGUUCUCGAGCUGAAAAUGCAUAUCAAUUUUUGUUUAAGCUCGUUACGGAGAAUGCAUGAGAUUGGUGCUGAAAUUGGACAAGAAAACCCCCUGAGUUGAAGCCAGAGUAGGAAAUGCGACUGCUGAAGGCAGUGUCGUACGGGUUGGCAUUGACUUUAUUGUAGAUGCUGGAGAUUAAAUCGGUACGGUAGAAGUUGGCAUUAAAGCAGAAAUAUCAUAUAAAAUAUGGAGCUGAAAUAGUAGAGUUUAGCAACGAAGGCAAAGCAAGAGUCUCCAGAUUUAAUCUGUUGCAGUAGAGCUAGUCAUUAAAGCCAAAGAAGGAGAUUCUAGAGUUAAGCUGGUGCGGUGGAGUUUGACAUUAAAGCCAAAGGAGACUCCAGACUUAAGCUGGUAUUGUAGAGUUUGUCAUUUUAGCCAAAGUACGAGUUUCCAGACUUAAGUCGGAUCAGUAGAGCUGAGACAAUAGUUUUCUGUGAGACUUCUCCUCCUUGUGUCUUGAGAAUAGAAUUUCACAGAAGAGAUAUCAAAUGGCAAAGGAUCAAUUCGUGAUUACUCAUGUCUCACGUUAUGAGUGACCGAGCUUACAUGCAGAUGCGGUGGUUGCAAAGGUUCACAAGACUUGAGCAACAUAUGCGGGAGCUGAUGUUUCUGCCUUUCUCACCCUAAAAAGAUGAGGAGGUCGAGGACAGCGGUUGCAGUAGCGUCAGGAGAAGUUAUAGGGAACCCGAUUCUUAGGCUCAAAUCACGCAUUAGAUGUUAAUGUUAUCGUUCGCAGCUUCUUCUCCACCCAUUAUAUGUAGAGAGGUGAGAGAGUAUUACAUCAUAAGACUUUAAAUAGGCUGACCUAAUAGGCUCAUGUUCUAAAAUGGCUCACUACCACAUUGUGAGAGUAAGUCUAUUGGAUUUAUACAGUAGUAAACUCUGAGAACUUCUACAAACUUCGAAUACCAGCAAACUUCUUUAUGCGUUAAUCAACUGCUAGGUGUCAUGGAUGUAGCCGAGCACAAUGUUGAGAGGAAACUCCCCUUCUGUGACAAAGAACGUGCCCAAGCUGUGCCUUUUUUUGUGGGUAGGGGAUGGUUAACACUGGCAUUGCUUUGCUGCACAGUGACAAGCUUCAAUAAUCUCCUCACCUCCAAGAGGCCUUGAGAGAAUGAGAGGUCAGCUGUUUUGUGACACAUAUGAGAGAAGUUGGCCAGAACUAGUUUGAAAUUGCCGCUGUUGGGAGAGAUUAUGAGAAAGAUGGUAGGUAAAGAAAUGAGAGUAAUACCGCAUUCCAACCCUCAACAGUAUGAACGGUUCAGUUUGUGACCUAAAACCUCCUUCGUAGAAAGGCUUGCCUUUGCUUGUGGUGUGGACCUUCUUGUGUGCUUUCACGCCAUAGACAGAUUGAUUCACACACAUUCUCAUAAUCUUACAGUUGUGUUAACAAGGGAGAGAAAUGGGACGUGAACUUAUAUUAUAAUGCACUAAUUUCAAUAAUCGAACUUUGAUCCGUAUUGAAAUCUGUCGUCUUCAUUUUUAUUUUAUUUUUACAAUAUUUUAUGUUAAAUCAUAUUCUCUUCCCAUGAAGCUGUUUCUCCUCCCGGUAGCAAUCGUGCGUUCAUCAAGCCAUUUUACUCCCAAGUUAUUGUAUACAAUCAGAUUGCAUUCCCUGCUUUCUCAGUAAUAAGUAGUUUGUAUCAGUUAGUGUUUUGGCUCAUGUCUAGCACUGAAAUUAUUUCAAAGAGUUUGCCUGGCUCCAUCCAUGUCGGCAAACAAUUUGAAAUAUCUCGUUUUUUUAUAACUAUGUAAUCUUUUAACGAUACGACUUUUAGGAAAUUUCAUCAAAUGAUUUGGGGUAUUUUUGCAGUGACUUUCAUCUGCUGGCAUAUGUCGAAGCGACUUUUAGACGUGUAGAUGUGAAAAUAACAUUUAAAGAGUGUACUAGAGCUUUACCAUUUUCCGAAAUUGUUGGUCAUGAUUAUAUUCUAAGUAUCGCAUUUACUUUUGUAUUCUUUUUUCUUGACUUAGUGUUUGAUUGUUUGUUCUUGAUGUUUCGGCUUUGGGUGGAAAAGAGUGAGUACCUUUGGCGUCCACGUUGAAAUUCUGUUAACUACUUUCAUUCGGACCAUUGCCUUUGUGGCAAUAAAAUAAAUGAAGAUUAUUCAAUGAGAAAACAUCUUUCCUUUGAUAACCGGAUGUAUGUAACAACAUACAUGCAUUUACGAACAUGCUUCUGGCCUUCUAUUGUUUUGCAGGCUCGUGAGUUUGCACAUGAGCUUCGUGCCAGUACAAAGACAUCAAGAAGUCCUAGUGCUUGGCUUGAACCUUCUUCAGGUUCCAGUCAGCCAUCAAAUAGUGCGGAUACUUCAAAUGUUUCCGAGGCAUACUCUAAGAUGCUUACCAUUUUUAUUCCUCUUCUUGUAGACGAGGUUAAUUUCUGAACUCUCUGAUGUAUUUUGUGCAAUAAGGAUAUUACGGAUAGAAAAUAGUUAUUUGUUUCCUGGUGGUCUAUCGUACAGAGUUCUUUCUUUGCACAUUUCAUGUGCUUCGAAGUUCCCGCACUUGUACCGCAAUCCAUGACUGUUGGUGGUGAUGGAAAUGGAGCUGAUGAAUAUGACAGCAAUGAUAAUGACUUAGGGAUCAUGGAUAUUGAUGGAGACGACACAAAAUCUGGUAAAUUUCUCCUCCUGGUAACUUGUCUAAAAUAUCCCUAGCAUCUCCUUUUCAAAUAGAAGAAAAUCGAAUUUCCUUUGAACUUUCAUGACAGGUGGCAAGUCUGCUGAGUUGGGUGCAUUGAAUGAAGCUCUUCAUGAACUGCUUGACGGUAUCCAGGUAAAAGGUUUUAAACAUCAUUCAACAUUUUCGGUCAGCUUUCGUUCCAAUUAGAUGUUCUCAUCCGUUAUUUUAGAUGAGCUAUUCUGGGUUUGUUGAGUUAUUCCUCAUUUCAACUUAGAAGUAGCUACGAUGUAAUGUUCUGGCAUUUGUUCUGUGAUUGGGUAGACACAGGUCAAGUUCUUAAUUGGAAUCCCAUAGCACUUUCUUAAAAAGGUGGCUGAUUUUCUUUUCUGCCGUGAAGACUUAAAAGUCUAGCAUGGAUCGGAAAAUCGAUUGAUUUGUAUUGUACAUUUUUUCAUCAGGAAGAUUUUUAUGCCGUUGUGGAUUGGGCUUACAAGAUUGAUCCUUUGCGCUGCAUAUCGAUGCAUGGUAUUACAGAACGCUAUCUAUCUGGUCAGAAAGCUGAUGCAGCAGGAUUUGUCCGCCGCUUACUUGAUGACCUUGAAACAAGGAUUUCUGAUCAGUUCACCAAGGUAGGACUUGCUUUCUGUUGUUGAUCUGUUUUUUUCUUUUCUAAACUGUUUUGUGUACUUGACAUAUUAUACUGCUAUUUCUGAUCACAGUUUGUUGAUGAAGCUUGUCGUCAGAUUGAAAGAAACGAACGUAAUGUAAGGCAAAUGGGUGUUCUCUCCUACAUCCCUAGGUAAAAAGGCAUCUCUUUUAAUUAACCAUCUGGCGGUAACAGGCUUUCUUGGUUUUCUAGCGGAUCUUAUGGAUUUUAUUUUUAUCCUUUCUUUAUAUGGUUAGGUUUAAUCUCUUGUCGUGGAAUAAAUCUCCAUUUUACCUUGUCCCUUGGAUAUUCCAUUUUAAAGCUUUUGAGAUUGAUAGAUCAUUGUUUUCGUAAAGACUUUACAUAUGGCAUGAGUUGCAUUUUUCUUGAACUUGUUGAAACGGGAGAACUAGAGGAACGGUCAGUUUUUUCGUGGUAUCUUUGAUCGCCUUUUUUUGUGGAACUUGCCUUUUGGAAUCUGACCUCGACAAACUUUUACUGGCUACCCAUUUUUUCAACUUAAAAUCAUACAAAUUAUGAUAGAUGUCCUUUGCGACCACUUUCCUCCAGAAAACAACUUCGUGUAUGGAGUAAUAUACUUCUUUUUUUUUAACCAUAAUAAACUUUUUUCUUUUUGGAAAUGAAGGGCAUCUGUGAUCGCACAAAUGACUCAGAUCACGAUCCAAUAGUUCUGUUCUGUCGUAAAAUUAAUAAGGUCAUCAAUUCUCGAUCCUAUUUAAUGGCGUUUUGAUGUUUCUAAGUUGAUUUCGGUCGAGACACAGUCCCUUUGAUUGGAAUCGGAUCAGCCUUGCUUGGUGCAAUCCACAGUCUGCGCUAGUGUAGAUCUGUUGUACCCGCAAGUUCGUGUGCUUUUUGUUUGUCUUCCAAGCCUAGUUACGCCAGCAUCAUCAUCAAAUCUCAUCCCUUGAACUUCGGUUCAUAAGCCCUUCUAGUCGCUAAAUAAUGUGGUUCCUUUCCAAAAUCAAAGCGUCACAAUCAUUGCAAUGAUGGUAAAUUCAGGUUCUCGUGGCCUGUGAAAGGAGAUCCUCAAAUUCGGCUCUCAUGGGCAGGUCUUUUUCUUUUUUUUCCCCCUUCUCUUAUGAUCAGAUCAAUCAAGGGCUACAAUUUCCAUCUCUAGCCUGGAUUCGCCUCAGAACUUUGGUUUGAACUUAUUGUGUAAAUUGAUUUUGUGUUCCUUCAAUGGAAACUAUGAUAUUUGGUUGUUAAUCUAAUUUAUUUUACUUGACUAUUUACUCACAAAUUCUGUAAUGUUUGUGUUAUUCAUCUAAUCAUAUUCAGGUUCGCGACUCUUGCUACUCGAAUGGAACAAUAUAUACAGGGACAAUCGAGGGACUUAGUUGAUCAGGCAUAUACUAAAUUUGUGAGUAAACUUUCUAUAAUGUCUUUUAUCUCUCAUCACCCUUAAAAGAAAUAAAGUUCAUGUCACUUUCAAACAUUCGCUGGUUGAGUUGAGAAAUUGAUGUACCUUUUUUUUAUCAAAACUGUGUAUCCUUCGUCAUAUAUCCUUUUCCAUUUUUGGAAAAUAUUGGAAACAAUAACUUAUAAUUUUGAAGUCGGAGGAUAAAUCUGGAUCUCAUUGUUUAAACCCAACGUGCCAAAAGGUAUUUUGGUUUAGCUUUUUUAUCAAAGCAUGGUCGUAUCUGAUACAAACAAAGGUAAACUUUCAGCGGUAUCAGUUGGUACAGCCUAUAAUUAAAAUAAGUAAUUUUUAGGCAGAUUUGGCAGGAGAAGGUGAUGAUUUGGUGGGGAGAAAGGUCAACGAGAAAAGUGAAGGGAGAGAUGGGUGAAAUCCUCAGUUAGUCUAUAACUGUUGGGUGAACUGCAUCCACCGACCUCUUUCCUUGCUACACCAACUCUAUAUCUUGGCGUUUACAGUAAAAUUUUGUGAAAAAAACUGAUAGUUCAAUUUAGUUCUUUGAUGCAAACCAUUUCUCGACAUGCUUUGAAAACGGGAUUUGUUGUCUGAUUCUUUUCUUAGUCAACCCUACUAAUUUAAAACAAUAUGUCUCUCUGUUUGGUAUCAAUCGGUUGUUAAUUAGUCUUCUCCGACUGAUAUAGAGCUAUGAAACUGCUCUUUCAAACAGGUGAGCAUCAUGUUCGUCACUCUCGAGAAAAUUGCACAAGCUGAUCCAAAGUCUGCUGACAUUGUGCUCCUAGAGAACUACGCUGCCUUCCAGAACAGGUAAUCGGAGCGUUCUCAUCUAGAGUCGUUUUAUCAUAUUUUAAUUUUCCUUUUUAAUAUAUACUGAACCGUAAAAAUAAAAAAUAAAAAAUAAUAAUACUCGUCUUGUAUGUUCUUCGUACCGAAGAAUGAUUUCAUAAAUGCACUAUUCGUCUGCAGUCUUUAUGAUCUAGCGAACGUGGUGCCCACUCUGGCGAAGUUCUACCAUCAGGCCAGUGAAGCCUAUGAACAAGCCUGCACACGCCAUAUCACUGCGAUCAUAUACUUGGUGAGACUUUAUUAUAUAUGUAUAUAUUUUAUCACUGAGUUACUGUGCCAGCCUGUAAUCCAGGUUUUUAGAAAAUAAAUUAAAUCCUCUGAGAGCACAUAUAUUUAUUUGAUAUAUAUUUUUGGCUGCAGCAAUUCGAAAGAAUGUUUCAGUUUGCCCGGAAAAUCGAGGAACUUUUGUACACAAUUCCCGCAGAAGAGGUGAGAAGAGCCAUGAAAUCUGAGGGCUUUUCGUGUGAUUUUUCCCCUGAUAACUUUAUUUUUCCAUAAAUUUAUCCACUUCCCUCUCCAUGUGAAUUAUCUCCAAAACAUUUGGAAAACUCUGCGACUAAGAAGCUAUCCAUGGCGGCAAGCCAUUGACCACCUCCUGUCACUGCUCAAUACAUUGCAGGCAGCCGGGUGCUAGGAGUAUCCCACUCGUUAGCAACUUAGUCAACCAUCUCAUGAUUCGAAUACGGCUCCGAUCGAUCCUUGCUACAAUCUGUUUGGUUAAUGUUUUUGCCCCGGACUAGUCAAUGAAUGGGCUCCUCAUUUUUAGGGUUCAUAAUGACAGAAGUAGGAGGAAACUUGGAAAUUAUCUUGACAUGUUGACCGGCCGAUGAUGUGGAGAACCAGAGGCCUGCCGCACUGCAUGAAUCCAUCCCUCUCAUGGCGCCUCUCGUCAACUGAAAGACUUUUCCCCGGUUUCAUCUCAGGUCUCCUACCAGAUCGGCUUGUCCAAGAUGGAUAUGAGGAAGACGAUAAAGGCCAGCCUGUCGAAUGUAAGUAAAAUCACAAGUCUCAUGCGUUGACCUCUUGGAGGGCACAGCGGAAGGUGAAUGAUCUUUGCUGCAGGUUGACAAGUCCCUCGCGAACAUGUACCGGAAGCUACAGAAGAACCUGACCUCGGAGGAGUUACUAUCAUCCCUGUGGGAUAAAUGCAAGGUACGUCUCAUGGAUAUUAGGCGUUGACUCUGCUGGCGCCCGCGCCCGGAAGAUCUCAAGCUACUCCCCUCCUCUUCUUCUUGCAGAAGGAGUUCCUCGACAGGUACGAGAGCUUCUCUCAGCUCAUCGGGAAGAUCUACCCCGACGAGACCACGCCUUCUGUGGCGGAAAUGAGGAAAAUUCUUGCCACCAUGUAA
Molecule: messenger RNA, 15418 nt
Organism: Spirodela intermedia
Lineage: Eukaryota; Viridiplantae; Streptophyta; Magnoliopsida; Alismatales; Araceae
Source: the annotation of a GenBank genome assembly